AUGAUGAAUUUGUAUAUGUUGUCCGAUUUAGCAGGAAAGGGGCUAGUUGCAUCACCCAUGAACAAGAAGUACUUGUUCACGGCUGCUGCAUACUGGCGAAUCGUCAAAGCUGCCCACCCUUGGCUGAGCAUUAACUCCCCCGCUUCGUUUAGCGGUCGAGUCGAAUUUAAGCUUGAUCUUUGUAGGGCGUGUAGAAAACUUGUGACAAUAGAGGCUUCAGGUCUGCAGGGAUGGGGACUGUUACAAGAUUGUUUUGUCCUUUUGAAGGGCGGAGGCCUCGUGAUAACUUAUCGGCUUCGUUGUCCGCAGAGGUUACCCUUACCAAGUUUAUAUCGCAAUCCAGUUGGACUAUCGCGAGACUUUCUGUUUCUAGCUGCACCCUCGGUUGUGGUGUUAUCAGUCAGGCAAGAGAAACGGAAACCGGCCAGGCCAGUUUCUAGUCGCAAUUCCUUCAGCAUCAAGAUACCAAGCCGAACCGCUACCGUCUCGGCCCAGGCGAUCGUCCUUCUGGGACGGUCUGAAGGUGUAUCCCAACCUGGUGUCCAUUUAAACUGUGACCAGGCCUUCCCUACUAUGACGCCAAUACCGAAAUCAGUUGAGGCGUCUCCGACCCAUCCUACGUUCUUAACGAUGUGGUCGGGCACUAUUUUUGUUGGGUCUAAGUUUUCCAGGUAG
Molecule: messenger RNA, 675 nt
Organism: Melampsora larici-populina 98AG31
Lineage: Eukaryota; Fungi; Basidiomycota; Pucciniomycetes; Pucciniales; Melampsoraceae
Exons: 3
Coding region: 1-675 (224 amino acids)
Source: RefSeq, a predicted model, not a curated record